Molecule: messenger RNA, 2775 nt
Organism: Cuculus canorus (common cuckoo)
Lineage: Eukaryota; Metazoa; Chordata; Aves; Cuculiformes; Cuculidae
Gene: HS3ST5
Product: heparan sulfate-glucosamine 3-sulfotransferase 5
Exons: 6
Coding region: 612-1649 (345 amino acids)
Molecular function (GO): [heparan sulfate]-glucosamine 3-sulfotransferase activity
Source: RefSeq, a predicted model, not a curated record
CGAGGCGGGAGGCGGCGGGGCUCGCCCCGUGCUGCUCAGAAGGACUUUUAUCCGUGCGGCCGGGGCUUGGAUGUGGGCGCCGAGGGUCUGCGCACCGCAGCGGGCACCGCUCGGGCUGCGCUGCGGGUCGCUGCCUGCGGCACCGCGGCUCAGUGAGUUGUACACCAUUUCUGCAAAGAUGCCUCAUCUUUCCAUCUGCAUAUCUGGAGUUGUGUUUUCCCUUCACUGGUCUUGUCCAUAACUACUAAAGAAUUCUUGGGACUGAAUGCUGGAACGGAUGAGCUAAAUUCUUCUUGAAUGUUCUUCAUCAAAUGUAGACGUACUGGACUUUCUGGAUGUGCAUAAAGACACAAAGCAGGAUUCCUGCCAUCGUUUUGCAAACUCACAGGUUGCGAUACUGAAUGACUAGCUAACUUCAGUUCCAGAUGCAACCAGAGCUAUCACAAAGAUGUUGCACUGCCUAGAGGAAGGUGGCUCCUGGAGAAGAGCAGUUGGCUGAGAUUGAACUUGGGUGAGAUCCAGACAAUACUGGUUGCAAGAGAGAAAUGAUCCAGACAGCCAGUUGAGCAACGUUCCUAGACUGAAGAAGUCCUGAAGAUUGAUGGAGGGCCAUGCUAUUCAAACAGCAGGCGUUGCUGAGACAGAAGCUCUUUGUACUAGGCAGCCUUGCUAUUGGAAGUCUCCUAUAUCUAGUUGCCAGAGUUGGGAGCUUGGAUAGACUGCAGCCUCUCUGCCCCAUUGAUGGUCGAUUUGGACCCCGCAGCCAGGACGAAAUCCCAUUGCGAGCUCUGCAGUUCAAGCGAGGGCUGCUUCACGAGUUCCGAAAGGGCAAUGCCACCAAGGAACAAAUACGACUGCACAAUCUGGUUCAGCAGCUUCCGAAGGCUAUUAUCAUUGGGGUGCGGAAAGGAGGCACCCGAGCACUGCUAGAGAUGCUGAACCUUCACCCCUCAGUGGUCAAAGCUUCUCAAGAGAUUCACUUCUUUGACAAUGAUGAGAACUAUGCCAAGGGGAUUGAGUGGUACCGGAAAAAAAUGCCUUUUUCUUACCCUCAUCAAAUAACAAUUGAGAAAAGCCCUGCAUAUUUUAUCACUGAGGAAGUACCUGAAAGGAUUUACAAAAUGAACUCAUCUAUCAAAUUAUUGAUCAUUGUCAGGGAACCUACCACAAGAGCUAUUUCUGAUUACACUCAGGUGCUGGAAGGUAAGGAAAGGAAGAACAAAACUUACUACAAAUUUGAGAAGCUGGCUAUUGAUCCCAAUACCUGCGAAGUGAAUACUAAGUAUAAGGCGGUGAGAACCAGCAUCUACACAAAACAUCUGGAAAGAUGGUUGAAAUACUUCCCAAUCGAGCAGUUUCAUAUCGUAGACGGAGACCGGCUUAUCACGGAACCACUGCCAGAACUCCAGUUGGUCGAGAAGUUCCUAAAUCUUCCUCCAAGGAUAAGUCAGUACAAUUUAUACUUCAAUGCCACCAGAGGGUUUUACUGCUUGCGAUUUAACAUUGUCUUUAACAAGUGCCUGGCGGGUAGCAAGGGACGCAUCCAUCCAGAGGUGGAUACCUCUGUCAUUACCAAAUUGCGCAAGUUCUUUCAUCCUUUUAAUCAAAAAUUUUACCAGAUCACUGGGAGGACAUUUAACUGGCCCUAAACUAAACUUCAUAUAACACUUUCUGUUGCACCUGAGACAUGCAAUAAAUGUCUCUGAUAAAAUAUGCACUUUUCAUAGACAAGGUUAUCAAAGUAACUUUUUUCAUGCAUACAUGUAUAUAUGCAGUGUGUGACCAAAUAUACAAUGAGAUCAAUUUUUUCUACAGAGUAGUAUCUAACAUAAAUUUACUGUCAGCAUAGUUGCAUCUUUUAAGAUAUUAUAAUAAAGGGAAAGGAGGCAUUUAGGAACAUAAAGUCAGACAUCGUUAAAAGGGUCAGUGUUCCUCUCAGUGAGAUGUUUAUGUGACAUCCUUAUUGAUCUAAGCAGAAUAUUAGUUUAUGCCAUAAAAAGUCAUGUCAGAAGUCUGUGAAGCUGUGAGAAAGCAUAAUCUACAAGCUAUAUUUGGUAUGUAUAUUGCUAAAGGAAUACUGACACUUUAAACACAGUGCUGAAUUUUUACAAUGAGAGUGGAUAGUACUAUUUUCUUAUUAUUUGAAAUUAAUAUCUUAUCUCAUACAAACUGCAUUGUUUCAGAGUUCCUGUGGUGAGUUUGCACUAUUGUUUUAUUGUACAGACCAUAGUGUCACUUGUAGCAUGUCAAUCAUGUGUCAAAAAAAGGUCAAAUAAUUUUUUCUUCUAUGCUUGUGUGUUGACAAAGCUAAACAUCAUGUACAUAUUGUACAAUGUUUGUAAAUACUGGUUUCACACUAAGUAAUUCUAUUUUGUAAACUGAAUAUGGCUAUUUAAUUUAUUGUGAAAAUUAAAUUUACUGUGGUAUUUAAAAAUGGAAUGGAUUAAAAUUACCUAUAUGUGCAAUCGCUUUUCACCUUUGCUUGAUGUGUAUCAGUAUGGUCUCUUAGCCCAGACAAAUCACGUGCAAGUGUGUGAGAGAAAGCUGCACCUGUAAACUCGGUUUCUAGACAAUCGAGAAAAAUGAUACAUGUGGUGUGUUGGAGUUUAUUAAAAAACUCAUCCAUCUGGGAAUCUGGUGUAAUACACACUUCAAAGAACAUUAUUGCUGCACUGUUGCAACACUUUACUGUAAUUAAUUCAAUUGCAAUAGCCCAUGAGGCUGAAGAAUGACUGUAAAAGAUGACUGUAACCAGGUGUAUCAGAAAAGCAGAGA